Molecule: messenger RNA, 378 nt
Organism: Colletotrichum lupini
Lineage: Eukaryota; Fungi; Ascomycota; Sordariomycetes; Glomerellales; Glomerellaceae
Exons: 2
Source: RefSeq, a predicted model, not a curated record
CACACGGCACGACAUCACAACCUUCACGUCCUUUACUCCUUGAUUGUCAUUUCCGACGUCUGCUCUAAGAAAAGGAAGACCCUGUCUAUACACUUGUCGAAAUAUUGCCUCCGAACCGCAGCCAUGAAGUUCGCCACCAUCGUCGCCGCAAUCACCUUGGUUACCUCGGGCGUCCUUGCCACCCCUUCUGAGAAGAACAACCUCAUGCGUCGCGACUGCUACGACUGCCACUACAAGUCUUUCGACGCCGGCCGCUGUGAUGGAAGUUGCAGCAGCUCGGAACCCGAGGGUAGCGGACAGGUCUGCCGGAAGUGCAUCAGUGGAUGCCCUGCUACGACCGACGCCGAUCGCGGAGACACGCCCGCCGUGAGCUGCUAG